UUCUGUCAUCAUUUCAGAUCUGUAUUAAUGUAUUCGUAUGUUUUGAUGAACACAUAAAGAUAUUUGGAAGAAUGCUUGUUCUUGGUCACCAUUGACUCCCAUAGUAGGAAAAAUUACAAUGGUAGUCAAAGAGUUUGCUUUCCUACAUUCUUCAAUAUAUCUUUUUUUGUAUUCAUCAGAAAAAAGUAAUUAAUAAAGACAUUUUUUGCCCAUGUUUGUUGCAAGCAAUCUUCCAAAUAUCUUUCUCCGUGUUAAUCAGAAUAAAGACAUUUACACAGAUUUGGAACAACUUGAGGGUGAGUAAACGAAGACAUAAUUUUCAUUUUUGGGUGAACUGUUCCUUUAAAACAGAUUUGUUUUGCAAGAUUUUGACUGGAGGUUUGUCGUCAUAUUUAGAUUUUCCCUUGACUUGUUGGGAACUAUGUUCAAAGCAAAUGGGAAUGUUUUGUUUAUUAUGAGGCCUUUUAAAUGUUAAUGAAACCAGCUACAUAUAAAAUAAAAGGUUAUAUUAAAUGUCUAAUGUUUUAAUAUUAAUACCAGCUGUCUGAAUACAUUUAAUUAAAUGUUUAAGUUGGUCCUUCGCAAUGUAACCAUUUAUUUCAAUCACUUAAAAUUUUGUUGAUCUUUCAUAAAGGACAGUAGUUUGCUGUAUCGUUGUAUAUACCAUAAACCUUUUUUUAACAAGAAUGCCACAUUUUAUUUUAUUUUUUCAACAAGAAAUACAUAGCAAAUGCAAAGUGUAUGUAGAAAUCCACAUUUAUUGGUUCUUUGAACUGAACACAUCCGCAUGAGGCAAAUGCCUCUGAGACUGACCACAUGAAGUUUCUGCAUGUAUAUCCACCCUCAUCCUUCACAUCCCACUAUAGGAUAACCUCACAUUUGCAUGCCUUGACUCCUCCCCUCCAUGCCUCUGGCCCCUCCCAUCCCGAAAUUCGAUUACGAAAACUGGUCGAUGAGAGGGAGAACUUGAUAGAGCAGGUUAAGCGAUUGAAAGAUCAACUCGAGAAGAAGAAACCACAGAAUGGUGAAGACUCGUCCAGUCCAGAUGGAGAUGUGCAGGAAAAUGGUUCCGACUCCAACAUGGAUAUACAGAGGGAUGCCGGCAGGCAAAUCAAUGACCUCAAAUUUAAGCUUGUCAAAUCAGAGCAAGAAAUCACAGCUCUGGAACAAAAUGUCAUAAGACUUGAGGGUCAAGUCUCCCGGUACAAAUCUGGAUGUGAAAAUGCAGAAAAGGUGGAAGAUGAACUCAAAGCUGAGAAACGCAAACUCCAGCGAGAGCUACGGUCUGCACUCGACAAGAUUGAAGAGUUGGACGCCAGUAACAGCCACCUUUCAAAAAGAAUGGAGAAGAUAAAAGCUGGUCGGGGAACAGCAACAACACCCUAGAUGUUUCAGAUCACCUCUGUGAUCUGUUGACCUCCACUGCCUGUCUGUUACCCAGCUGACAGCCACAAAAAGAGCUCGCUUUUUAACCUCAAAAACCGUCUUGCAUUUCACAAAGUUAUUAAGACUAUAAAAAAUAUGCAGUGAUAAUCCCAAUAUAUCCCACAACGGUGCCAAUCUUCCAGGUGUACAGGUUGCGAAUCCGGUCAAGACUUUCUGAAUGUUACAGAGGAAUUCUGAACGUGCCUCAUUAAAAAGGACAAACUGUAGUUCUAAAAAAACAUUAUAAAAUAGUAAUUGUCUUGUAAUGUUGCUUUGACAUGACUGAAUUUGUGUACGCUUAAUGCACCAGGCUGACAAAAAAUAUUUUAAGAAUUUAAGAGGUUAUACUAUUUAAGCCCAGCAGAUCACAAAAUGUUGUCCAGCACUACGAUAAUUUCCAAAGGAAAUUAAGAAAGGAGCAUAAAACAAGCCAGAGGAGUAUGUGUGAGUGUGAAAUACUUUGAAUUCACUUUCAUAAAUGUUUGAAAAACACUAGUUUACUAGAUCUCAUUGAUAAAGCCAAAGUUCUUAGAAUGAUACUAAUGUCCCACAGCUAACUUCUGCUGUCUGUGUUUAGAUCUGUCUACUGAAUGUUCUUUAGCAUUUCCUAAAUGUCAUGAAAGCUUUAUGAAGAUGCAGAUUACGUUUUUCCAGAAAAGCAGAAACUUUUGAUGUUGUUAAAUAUAUAAACCUCCAAGUGAUGAAUCCUAUUCUAUUUCUUGAAAGGCCAACCUCCAAGUGAUGAAUCCUAUUCUAUUUCUUGAAAGGCCCGUUUUGUUCAGACUAGUUAUGGGAAACUUUUUGUGAUCAAGGCGAAUAUUAUUAAAGACUCAUGAACACAAGCAACAUUUAGUAUCAUCACAUCCGGUCACAGGCUGCUUCACCUUGUUUACAAUGCAAUACUUUAAACCAUGAACUGUUAUCUGUGCAAUAAAAUGCUCAUUUUAAUUUAAA
Messenger RNA from Triplophysa dalaica, 2379 nucleotides. RefSeq names its product leucine-rich repeat flightless-interacting protein 2-like. The transcript is spliced from 6 exons. Bases 817 to 1386 code for a protein of 189 amino acids. Lineage: Eukaryota; Metazoa; Chordata; Actinopteri; Cypriniformes; Nemacheilidae. The record is from RefSeq and is a predicted model, not a curated record. Gene Ontology annotation, molecular function: RNA polymerase II cis-regulatory region sequence-specific DNA binding; DNA-binding transcription factor activity, RNA polymerase II-specific. Gene Ontology annotation, biological process: regulation of transcription by RNA polymerase II.